AUGAAGUUUGAUGUCCAAAAAUAUUUAGAAAUAUCCACAAUUCAUGGAUUCUUUUAUACUUCAAAGAAGUUUCAUUUUGUUGAAAGAAUUUUUUGGAUCUUCGCUUUGAUCUUUUCAGUCAUUUGCACAUCACUGCUAAUCGCUGAACUGAUUGUUAAGGCUCAACAUGUUCCAAUUGUGUCACAUUUAUCAGAUCAAAUGAUUGCUGUUUCUGAGGCAGCAUUUACAGUUUGUCCUCGAUUGAAGCCAGUUAUACCGUUCCUGGGUAAACGUGGCGUUGGAUAUCGAUAUGCUCGCUUUGAGAAGCACACAUUAAGGACGUACUACUAUCAACCAGAAGAAUCGAAUGACGAAAUAAAAGAUGAAAUUAACUUUGAACGAUUCAGUUACGUUAUGGCUUUAGAAGAGAUUGAAAAUGGAACAAUUGAUGCUCAAAAACUAGGAAUUAAGCUUCUAAAACGCCUUCAAGUCAUUGAUUUGAUCACAAAUCGAGGAACUUUUCAGAAAAUAAAUCUUACAAUUCCAACUGAUGACUUCCUUGACGUCAUCAAUGAGUUUGACAAAGAUUUCCUCAUCGAUUAUUUUGCUCUGGUCUUCAAAUGGAUUGAUGAGUUUCAACAAUAUGCAUCAGAAAUUAUUACUCAAUUUGGUCUUUGUUUUACAUUCAAUAUUGCACCUAGUCAUGAAUUAAUGGAAGCUAACUUAACAUCUGAUGACUUUCACUACAUUUACGCAAUGAAAGAGUUCCAAAGAGGACUGUGGAAGCAUGAAAAACCACCAAAAGAAUUAAAAAGAAUUUCAACGUCAAAGUCAGGCUUGUGGAUUGGAUUUCAAACAAAAUAUUUGCUACGUGAAAAUCUUUUGGGUGACGACGGUCUUAGUGGAUUCACAGUUUUAAUUCAUGAUCCUUAUGAACUACCAACAGCGAGGUCAAAAAUGAUCAAACUUAAUACUGAUUAUGAAACUCAAAUUUAUCUUAAGCCACAAUUGAAUUCGAUUGACGAGUCGCUGUAUGAUUAUGAACCAGCUGAGCGCAACUGCUACCUGGAAAACGAGAAAGUCCUGAAAUUCUUCAAAGUCUACACGAAAAACAACUGCGAGAAUGAAUGUCUGUCUGAUUUCAUGCUCAGUCGUUGUGGCUGCGUUGAAUUCUUCAUGAUUCGAAAUUCUUCGACUCGAAUUUGUUCGGCAAAUGAGCAAAAUUGCUACAAGACUGCUGAAAAUGACUUUGAGGAACAGAAAAGUGCUUGUUUAUGUUACAAUCCAUGCGAAUAUGUUAAGUAUGAGUAUGAAAUAAACGAAUAUGGAGCUGCUGACCAAAAGUCAUAUUCAGCGUACAAUGUAAUUGGUGGUCAGAUUAGAUAUAAGAACAAUGCUUUCAAUGAGCUAGUCCGCAAGCAGCAGUUCGAUACUCUCGAUUUUCUGUCAUUUGUUGGUGGAAUUUUGGGACUUUUUGCUGGAUUUUCAGCACUGUCGUUUAUUGAGCUGAUUUAUUGGUUCACAAUUCGAGCUGUGAUUGGAAAGUGUAAGAAAAUUGACACUAAAGUCUAUCCAAUAGAUGAAGUUGUUAAGACAAAGUCAAAGAUUUUAAAGAUUUUCGAUUCAUUUUUGUCUUAUUUUAAUGAAUCAUCGAUUCAUGGAUUUAAUGAUGUCUUUGAGUUCUCACGGAUUGGAAGGUUAGUAAGAAAGGUUCAAAAAGGAUCAAUAAGACUAAAAAAGAUUCCAUUCCCAGCAAUCACAAUUGUACCAGAAUUUUCACUUGACAAAGAGUGGUUAUUAGGAGACUUUUGGAUCUCCGCAAACUCACCAUUUUAUGGAAGAAAGUAUUUAAACAAUGAGAAAACAAGAGAACCAUUUAUAAGAAAUUUGACAAAGUUUCAUUUUUGCAAUGAGAUUUACACUGGAUAUUACUCAAAUUAUGACUUUAGUUAUAUCCCACAUAUCUUUGAUGCUUUGAAAGAGGAAUCAAAAAUUGAUUGGUUCCGUGAUCAAUUUUCAUCAUUUAAUGGCAAAUAUCAGCCAGAAUUUGCAGAAAUUCGAACAUCCAGAGGCAUGGGAUUCACAUUUAACAUGAUUGAUGCUGAUGAGAUGUUCAACUUUGAUCAGAUCAGCUCAGAAUUCAAUUACACCAGAAACAUCACAACAAAGUCAGAAAAUGUCAGAAAGUUCACCGAAUAUCCCAUCAGAAUCGACACAAAGAGCAAUGCUUACUUCUCAAUAAAGCUUAAAAAGAUUCCAGGACUAUUCAUGAACUGUGUUAAGCAGUCCUUUAUGAUUCAUCAGCCUGAAGAUUCACCAACAUUUAGCACAAGAAAAGAAUUUGCGUCUUUUGACUCUGGAACUAGCAUUGAAGUCACAAUCACUCCAGAAAUCACUAAAACAGACAAAGAUUUGAGGAAGUUGAAGCCUCAAGAACGUGAUUGUUAUUUUGAGGAUGAAAAGAAGUUGAAAUUCUUGAAGAAAUAUACCCAGAAGAACUGCGAGAUUGAGUGCUUAGCGAACAUAACAAUAAACAAAUGUGGAUGUGCUGACAUUGAUCAUCCAUUUGAGUCAACAGAAGAUAUUUGUGUGAAUAUCACCAGAGGCCUGCUAAGCUAUUGUCCAGAAAAGCUUCAUCAUGAUUUAUUGACAAUUGAAACAUUCUCACCCGAACAGAACUGCUCAUGCUUGCCAUUGUGCAACUCAAUCAGCUACAACAUCAAAUAUUAUACAAAGCAUGAGUCAGGUGGGAAUGAGACAAUAAUAAAUAUAAACUUCCCAGCAGUCACCGUUUGUCCGAGAUUCAAACCAUCACUUGAUUACCUUAACUUACGAUAUCUUGGUGCUAUAAAGUUUUAUGGCUAUGAAAAACACACAUUUCGGAAGUAUAUCUAUGAAAAAGUUGAAUUUUUAGAAAAAUAUAACGAAGAAGUCAAGCUUGGCAGGAGUGGCUACAUGCAAAUGUUAAGAAAAAUCGAAAAUGGAAGCAUCCAGCCUGAAGAAUUGGGACUCAACUUCCUCAAACGCCUCCAAGUCGUUGAUCUUGUCCUUGAUCAAAAUAUUUUCUCAAACCUGAAUUUUUCAAUUCCAACUGACGACUUCCUUAGCAUCAUUAAUGAGUUUGCUAAAGAAUUUGAUGAAUAUUUCUCAAUAGUGUUCUUCUGGAUUGGCGAUUAUCAGCAAUACAUAUCAGAAAUCAUCACACCUUGGGGCUUGUGCUUUACAUUCAACAUUGCAUUCAGUCAUGACUUACUGAAUCUUAACUCAACAUCUAAUGACUUUCACUUUCUUCAUACUCUUAGAGAAAUUCAACCUAAAUUGUGGACACAUCAACGUCCACCUGUAAAAUCUCCAAACAGACUUUUAACAUUUCAAGCUGGUCUUUGGGUUGGAUUUAGAAUUUAUUCAGCUUAUUAUAAAAUUUUAAUUCAUGAUUCGCAUGAAUUACCAACAAAAAGAUCAAAAUUUUUGACACUUAAUCCAAAAUUUCAAACAAAAGUUACAAUUGAUCCACAAUUGAACUCGAUUGAUGAGUCACUUUAUGGAUAUGAAGCUGCUGAACGCAACUGCUACUUGGAAAACGAAAAAGUCCUGAAAUUCUUCAAAGUCUACACAAAACACAACUGCGAAAGUGAAUGUAUUGCUGAUUUCUUACUAAGUCGUUGUGGCUGCGUUGAAUUCUUCAUGAUUCGAAAUUCUUCAACUCGAAUUUGUUCAGCAAACGAGCAAAACUGCUACAAGAAAGCUGCUGAUGACUUUGAGGAUCUGAAAAGCUCUUGCGAAUGUUUUGAGCAAUGCGAUUUUGUUAAGUUUGAUUAUGAGUCAAGUGAAUCAGGAGCUGUUGAUCAAGGAUCAAAAUCUAAAUUCAUGGAAAUUGGAUUUCAAAUUCAGUACAAGCACAACUUUUUUAAUCAGCUCAUUCGAAAGAAGCAAUUUGCAGUUGUUGAUUUUCUAUCGUUUGUUGGUGGAAUUUUGGGACUUUUUGCAGGUUUUUCAGCACUUUCAUUUGUUGAGCUGAUUUAUUGGUUUACAAUUCGAGUUUGUCUCAGAAGAUUUGGUAAAGUUCGUCCAGUUAUUGAAGCUUCUUCGAAUGAUUCCUUUGUGAAAGUCAAAGAGAUUGUUAAGUCAUAUUUUAAAGAAUCUUCAGUUCAUGGUUUCAGACAUAUGGUUCGGUCCACGAGGAUUGAAAACUUGUUCUGGAUUUUCUUGAUGAUCAUGAUCACACCAUUUUGCAUCAACAUGAUUUUGAAUGCACAUGAAAGACUUCCAAACAGUCGAAUUAUUGGAUAUGAUGAUAACUUUAAGUUCUCAAAGAAUAUUCCAUUUCCUGCAAUCACAAUCGUACCAGAAUAUACAAUUCCAAUUGAGUUUAUCAUUGGAGACUUCUUUUACUUGCCAUACAAUGUUAAAAAAGGGAGAAAGUUUUUAAGUAAUGUAAAAACUAAAGAACCGUUCAUCAGGAACCUAACAAGAUUUCACUACUGUUCUGAAUGGUACAUUAAUGAACAAUACAAUAUCAGCUUCGUGCCACUCAUCUUUAGUGUCCUUAAAGAAGAUUCACAAGUUGACUGGUUCAGUGACCAAUUCUCAUCAUUUAAUGACAAAUAUCAGCCAGAAUUUGCUGAAAUUCGAACAUCCAGAGGCAUGGGAUUCACAUUUAACAUGAUUGAUGCUGAGGAGAUGUUCAACUUUGAUCAGAUCAGCUCAGAGUUCAACUAUACCAGAAAUAUCACGACAAAGUCAGAAAACCUAACUGAACUCCCGAAAUCUCUCAAAUAUCCUUUAAAGUUCAACAAAAAUGAUCGAAUAAAAUUCAAAUUAAUCCUAAAAAGCCCUUUUGGAAGAACCUACAGCUGUGUUAAGCAAACUUUUAUGGUUCAUCAAUCUGAUGACUUGCCAACAUUUAGUCCAAGAAAAGAAUUUACAUCUUUCGACUAUGGAACCACCGUUGAUGUCAGAAUAACAACAAAGAUAACAAAAACGGAUGAUAUUCUAAGAGAUUUGAAUCCUGCGGAACGUGAAUGCUAUUUUGAUGGGGAAAAAUCAUUGAAAUACUUCAAAAAGUAUUCACAAAAGAACUGUGAACUUGAAUGCCUUACAAAUAUAACAAAGAAGACAUGCAGAUGUGUAGACAUUGAUCAUCCAUUUAAGACUAAGGAUGAGAUGUGUCUAAACAUUUCUAGAUUCGCUAACAAUUGCUAUCUGAGACUUCAACACAAUCUUUAUGAAUUUGAAGGCUUUUCACCAGAACAGAACUGCUCAUGCUUGCCAUUGUGCAAUUCAAUCAGCUACAACAUCAAAUAUUAUACAAAGCAUGAGUCAGGUGGGAAUGAGACAACAAUAAAUGUGAGAAUGAACAUGGACGACAUCGUUUUGUUCCGAAGAUAUCAGCAAUUUACAUUCUCGGAUGUUGUUUCUUAUGUCGGUGGACUUUUGGGACUUUUUGCUGGCAUUUCAAUGCUUUCAAUUGUUGAGUUUUUUUACUUUUUUACUAUUCGACUCGGGGUUAAUUUGUGGAGGAUGCUGAGGGUUGGCGUGGAUGUUUGUCCGAGAUUCAAACCAUCAAUUGCUUAUCUUAAGAGACGAUAUCUUGGUGGAAUUAAAUUCUAUGGCUACGAAAAGCACACGUUCAGGAAGUAUUUUUAUGAAGAUAUCGAGUUUUUGGAGAAUUAUAAGGAAGAAUUUAAGUUACUGAAAAGUGGUUACAUCCAAACGUUGAGAAAACUCAAAAAUGGAAUCAUCAAACCUGAAGAGUUGGGACUCAACUUCCUCAAACGCCUUCAAGUCGUCGAUCUAAUCUUACAACGAAAUGUUUUCUCAAAAUUAAACUUUUCAAUUCCAACAGACGACUUCCUUAGCAUUAUCAAUGAGUUUGGUAAAGACUUUGAUGAAUACUUUGGUGUCGUGUUCUACUGGAUUGGUGAUUACCAACAAUACAUAUCAGAAAUCAUCACACCGUGGGGUUUAUGCUACACAUACAGCAUAGCAUUCAGUCAUAAUUUACUAAACCUCAACACAACGUCAAGUAACUUUCAUUAUCUUCAUACUCAUCGAGAACUUCAACCAAAAUUUUGGAAACAUCAACGUCCACCUUUGAAAUUACCAAAUAAACUUUCAACAUCAAAAGCUGGUCUUUGGGUUGGAUUUAAAUCCUAUUCAGAUAAAUAUAAAAUUUUGAUUCAUAAUCCAAAUGAAUUACCAGGAAAAAGAUCGACAACUUUGAAACUUAAUCCAAAAUUUCAGACAAAAGUUAUAAUUGAUCCACAAUUAAACUCGAUUGAUGAGUCACUUUAUGGAUAUAAACCUUCUGGACGCAACUGCUACUUGGAAAACGAGAAAGUCCUGAAAUUCUUUAAAGUCUACACAAAACACAACUGCGAAAGUGAAUGUAUUGCUGAUUUCUUACUAAGUCGUUGCGGUUGCGUUGAAUUCUUCAUGAUUCGAAAUUCUUCAACUCGAAUUUGUUCAGCAAAUGAGCAAAGCUGCUACAAGCAUGCUAAAGAUGACUUUAAGGAGCAAAACAGCUUUUGUGAAUGUUAUAAUCCUUGUGAAUACGUUAAAUAUAGCUACAAAUUAAGUGAAUUUGGAUCUGUUGAAACUCCAUCGAGACUUAAGUUCUUACACAUUGGAUUUCAAAUUCAGUAUAAAGCAAGUUCAUUUAAUGAGCUUGUUCGCAAGCAGCAGUUCACAACGGUUGAUUUUCUAUCAUUUGUUGGUGGAAUUUUGGGACUUUUUGCUGGAUUUUCAGCACUUUCAUUCGUUGAGCUCAUUUAUUGGUUCACAAUUCGAGUUUAUUUGAAACGAUUUAAUCGAGUCGGUCCAAUUCCUGUACAAGAUUAUAAAGCAGUAAAAGACAAAGGACUGAUUAUAUCUUAUUUAAGUGAAUCGUCAGUUCAUGGCUUUAGCCAAAUGGUCAAGUCAACAAGAAUUGAAAACUUGCUUUGGAUCUUUAUGAUUGUUUUUAUGACGCCAUUUUGUAUUCAUUUGAUCUUAAAUGUUCAUGAAAGACUUCCCGACAGUCGAAUUAUUGGAUUUGAUGAUAAUUUUAGGUACACAGAGAAUAUUCCAUUUCCUGCAUUCACAAUAGUUCCUGAAUACACAGUUCCCCUCGACUUUAUAUUGAAAAACUCUUCGUUUUCAUUUUCAAAUCCAAAUCCUGGCAAGAAAUUCUUAAGAAAUGUAAAGACAAAAGCAACAUUUAUCAGAAAUUUAUCGAGACUUUACUUUUGUGCUGAAUGGUUCAUUGAAGCCGGAUACAACAUCACCGAUGUUCCAUAUAUUGUUGGUGUUUCAAAGAAAGAUUCAAAAAUUUGUUGGUUCCGCGACCAAUUUUCAUCAUUCAAUGGCAAAUAUCAGCCGGUAUUUGCUGAAAUUCGAACAUCCAGAGGCAUGGGAUUCACAUUUAACAUGAUUGAUGCUGAUGAGAUGUUCAACUUUGAGAAGAUCAGCUCAGACUUCAACUACACCAGGAACAUCACAACAAAGUCAGAAAACUCAAUUCAACUCCCAAAGUCCUUCAAAUAUCCUUUAAAGUUCAACAAAAAUGAUCGAGUAAAAUUCAAAUUAAUCCUAAAAAGCCCUUUUGGAAAGACUUACAGCUGUGUUAAGCAGUCUUUUAUCGUUCAUCAAUCUGAUGACUUGCCAACAUUUAGUCCAAAUAAAGAAUUUACAUCUUUCGAUUAUGGAACCACUGUUGAUGUCAGAAUAACAACAAAGAUAACAAAAACUGAUGAAAUUCUAAGAAAAUUGAAGCCAUCGGAACGUGAAUGCUAUUUUGAAGGGGAAAAGUCAUUGAAAUACUUCAAAAAGUAUUCCCAAAAAAAUUGUGAACUUGAAUGUCUUACAAAUAUAACAAAGAAGGCAUGCAGAUGUGUAGACAUUGAUCAUCCAUAUAAGAUCAAGGACGAAAUAUGUCUGACUGUUACCAGAAUACCAAAUAAUUGUUUUUUUAAGCUUCAAAAUAAACUUUAUGUUGCUGAAGAAUUCUCGCCAGAACAGAACUGCUCAUGCCUGCCAUUGUGCAACUCAAUCAGCUACAACAUCAAAUAUUAUACAAAGCAUGAGUCAGGUGGGAAUGAGACAACAAUAAAUGUGAGAAUGAACAUGGACGACAUCAUUUUGUUCCGAAGAUAUCAGCAAUUUACAUUCUCGGAUGUUGUUUCUUAUGUCGGUGGACUUUUGGGACUUUUUGCUGGCAUUUCAAUGCUUUCAAUUGUUGAAUUUUUCUACUUUUUUACUAUCCGGUUGGGAGUUAAUUUGUGGAGGAUGUUGAGAGGUAGGAUGAAAGUCAAUCAUUAA
This is a messenger RNA of Chironomus riparius, 8277 nucleotides long. NCBI's taxonomy places the organism in Eukaryota, Metazoa, Arthropoda, Insecta, Diptera, Chironomidae. The record is from the annotation of a GenBank genome assembly.